Pieris macdunnoughi is the source of this 993-nucleotide messenger RNA. The record is from the annotation of a GenBank genome assembly. Lineage: Eukaryota; Metazoa; Arthropoda; Insecta; Lepidoptera; Pieridae.
AUGGCGGCAACCAUGACGGAAACGAAGCAACACACAGAUUUUAGCAAAUUGAGUAAAACUCGGGAGUCUGACUGGCCUGCAGUACUUUUCUUCAUACAUAUUCACUUUCUGUCAAUAUAUGCCGUAUGGCUCGUUUUCACAGAAGCCAAAUUACUUACUAUAUUAUUCCUUCUCGUCCUUACAUUAUUUGCCACACUAGGAGCCACUGUUGGAGCACAUAGACUAUGGGCACACAACACAUAUAAAGCAAGCUCUGAACUCAGAAUAUUCCUUAUGCUGUGUCAAACUUUAGUUGGACAGGGUUCAAUAUACAACUGGGUCCAGCAUCACAGGUUACAUCACGCUCAAUUCAAAACUGAUGGAGAUCCCUACAAUCCAAAACAUGGAUUUAUUUACGCACAUUUCCUUACAAGGCUGCGUAAACUAAGCGACUAUCAACUAGCUCUCAAGGACACUGUAGAUAUGUCAGACCUGGAGAAGGACUCGAUUGUCAUGUUUCAAAAAAGGUUUUACUGGAUACUAUACGGUUUAUUAUUUAUGCUCCUUCCAUUAAACGCCCCUCUCGAAUAUUGGAAUGACAGUGUAUUAAGCGCGAUAUUUCUCAUUGGCUUGUUGCGGUACUGCCUCGUGUUACAUGCCUCUUGGCUCAUCGAGAGCGGAGUAGUACUAUGGGGAUUGAAAGAAGGCGAAAAGUUCCCCCCAGACAGCAAUCUUGUGUUUGUCUUAAAUAGAACAUUUUGGCCACACUACCACUACAUCUACUCAAAAGACUAUAAAUCUGGAGAAUAUGGCACAUACGAUUCGGGCUGCUCCACUGCGUUUAUAAAAGUAUUCGCAGCACUUGGCCUUGCAACGAAGUUAACAACACUCGAACCUCGCACUCUGCAAACCGCUAUGGCGGAGAGCGCCAAAACCAACAAGCCUAUUAGCGACUGCAUAGAGGAAGCUUUGAAAAACCAAAUACUAAGCGAUGAACACUUUUUAAAACAGUAA